This is a messenger RNA of Sinocyclocheilus rhinocerous, 3931 nucleotides long. RefSeq names its product IGF-like family receptor 1 (gene igflr1). Gene Ontology annotation, molecular function: protein binding. The record is from RefSeq and is a predicted model, not a curated record. The coding region runs from base 132 to 1181 and encodes 349 amino acids. Gene Ontology annotation, cellular component: plasma membrane. Lineage: Eukaryota; Metazoa; Chordata; Actinopteri; Cypriniformes; Cyprinidae. The transcript is spliced from 7 exons.
CCAUUGUCGUCAUUGCUUUAAGAAAAGGCUACAACCCACACAGUUCCUUCCCUUCAACUCACAGCUGCUUAGCUUCAGUCUCUCGGACGUUUUUCAGUGCAGUCACGCCAGGGAGAAACACAUCAGCCUCGAUGACUUCAGAUAGGUGUAUAGAAGGGAAAUUCUGGAAUCGUGCUCGUUACAAAUGUGAGCCAUGUGAGACUAAAUAUCUAAUCAUAAAAGGUUACGAAUUUAUUGAAAACUGCGGGUGGUCCGAUGAGCAACAACAGAUCGAGUCACCUUACAAACCAUGCAGAGAUGGGACAUUUAAUAAUGGAUCUCAAGUCAAAUGCCAAAAUUGUCGCUCUUGCCCAACGCCACAGUUGACUGCGUCUGAAUGCAGCACCAGCUCGGAUGCCAUCUGCUGUAGGCAAGGGGAGCAGGCUUUUAAUGGAAAAUGCAUCCCUCAACCGUGGCUGACCACAAGGAUAACAACUGCGAGUACGACUGUCUUCAUAUCUAGCUCUGUCGCCAGCUCAAGCCCCUCUCCGAGCACUCAAAACGUCUUUCCAGAGCCCUCUACAAGCACUCAAAGCUUUAUGCCAAUCACCACUCCAAGUUCCACUGAAAUUUCAUCAAUUGACCAAUUCAUAGGGAUCUAUGUAUGUUUUGGGAUUUUAUCAACUCUCAUUCUGGUGUGUCUCUUCCUUUUCAUCAAGAGGAGGACUAAACCUUUCAAUGAAGAAUUAAAAAAAUGCUGUAAUGGAGCAAGUCAUGAAAGCCUGUCCAAAAAGGGCAUUGGCAGAUAUGAACAGGCCAUCUCAUACAACAUAAUCAAAGAGAGUAGUAACAAUGAUCACGUAACUGGAUCGUCGCAUCUGUUAGCACCUGAGGUCCAGGAUGCACCUCUCAAAACGGUGCUGAACAACCUGGAUGUUCUUGAGGAGCUUGUGUUGGUAUUAGACCCGGACAUCUCUGGUGCCAAGAACACACGUCACCUUGCCGCCCAGUGCUCCUUUUCCUUUGCCUGGAUCAAUUAUGCCUAUUCCAUGAAGGACCACAAAAGCCCCCUCGUCGCUGUUUUGGAGGGUGUCGUCACCAAAAACCCAGACUGGACUGUCAGCCACCUCGCUGAGCUGCUAACUGCUAUCAGUCGCAACGAUGCAGUGGAGAUUUUGGCGAAGCUUCCUGCGGGUGUUUAAGAAUAAUUCAUGUGAUAUUUUAAGAACACAAAACAGUAAUUCACUUAUUAUACUGUAUUGUUCAACAUAACCUCGUAACUAUUUUACGUUUGGGCAAAUUUGUGAAUUAGCAUUUUCAUAUGAAUCAAAUUGUAGUGUGCAUUUAUAUGAAAUCGCCAACUUGAAAAUUGUUGUUUUAGAGUAUUUUUUUCCUAUAUAAGUUCAGCAUUCAGUGAUAGCUGUUGAAGCAUGCAGUGCUUGAAAAACGCACACAAUAUGAACGUCUAGGGUUAUUUUGGACGAAAACAACUCCUUCAUUCAGUUAACAAUGGGUAACAGAUGUGCAUUUGGAGGCCAUAUAGAAGCAUUUACAAUCAAAGACAAGACACUUGGAGUUUCCCCUAAAUGUUCUACCUCCAUUCUAUCCUAGUUCACGCUUAUUUACUUUUAACACUACAUAACACUAUUAAUGUUUCAUAAUUUUGAUUUUUGUUAAAUUACUAUAAUUCAUAAAAAAAAAAUUCUUCGAAAGUUUUUAUAUGAAUUAUAAAUCUUGUGAAUAUAAUUGUUGGCAAACCAAUAUUACAUGUUUUCAAUUUCUAAACCGGAUUUGGCAACAAACCCUUUCUGAAAGCAAUAUAUCAUUAGUUACUAGCGGCGCACAAUUGAUUAUUUUGUACGUUCAGCACAAAUACCACAAUAAAUCUUGAACUUUGUUCAAACAUUGUACAUCUUUAUUAAGCAAAAACAUUAUAAAUAAAAAAAGUGCAUAGAAAAAUUAAACAGGUUUAGAAAUAUAUAUACAACUAUUUACAAACUUAGGGGUCGUUUGUACAAGGUGGCAAAGACACUUUUUUUUUUUCCAUUUUAAGUCUUUUUCAACACAACGUUGUUGUUUUUUUAAAAUAACCUACAAAGGAACAGACAGAUUUUCUUUUCCCAAGAAGCUCUGGGAGAUGCAUUAUCACAGGAGGUCCUGACUAGUGCUUUGCAUCCUUCAUUGCACACAAGCCAACUCUGCAUGACAGAACAGACCAAGCAAAUCUAGUUUUGCAUUAGUAUUACUUGAUGUUGUCUGAACAGCUUGAGGUAGAAUCCUUGCAAGUCUGGGGUGGUUUGAUUAAAAUCUGAGAGAUGCUAAAUUUCAGGAUCUUGAUGGAGAUUCCCCCUCCACACAAACACACAGAAUAUGGAAAAAGCAGGAGAUGACAACGUGAUUUAGUGGGAGGAAACUUCUCCUUUGAGAACGUCAAAUAAAAUCAGACAACUAAGACAUUUAAAACAAACAGCUGGCUCAAAACAUCACCUCGUAAAAAGGCCACGUUGCAAGAACUCAUCCUCAACUCUGAUAAGACCUUGGUCACAUACAAAAAGCACAGACCUUUGGGUAAAAACUCCCAUAAAGUUAAACGGGAAUAAACAGAACGCCCUUACAGUCCGAACGAUGGCAUCAGCUUGUUGAUUUUUCUCCUGCAUGAAGAAGAGAACCAACUCCCAAAUCUUUCAAGGACAAUUAAGGUGCCGAGUGCCACCGUCUACUGAAAAACUGUUUCAAUAACUCUUCUAUAAAUAUAUAUAUAUAUAUAGAGAUUUUGUAAGUCACCAGUAUACAUCGCCUUCACGCUCCUACGUCUCUAGGACACUUUAAGCAGUUUCUAACUCCCUAGAUAAAUGUAGAGCUCCAAUUGUAUGUGCAAUUGUGGCAAAAAAUGAUUUAUUGCAGGAACAAUCCACAACGUCAUCACACCUUGACGCAAUGAGGAUGCAUUUAGUCACGAUUAGCUUAAGUAGUGUCCUCUACUACACGACGAAAAGAAACACAAAUAUCCACUCAGGCAUGAUUUUGUUUCGACACAAGUCUCUCAAGAGGUAUAAAAAGCACAAACAUGCUAAAGCGUUGCCGCUUAUGAGUACUCCGAAUUUCAACACACCAUUGACAUUUAUGGGCUCAUUGUUGGAAAGCGUGUAUGGUUGGCUUUGCUAUUUUAGUAACGGGGUGCAUCAACUCCAGCUCGCAUCGGAUCUCUGACAUGGCAUGAAACAGAGGAAGUAUGGAUUUGAUCCUCUUUAGGAUUCAUGUUGGGCUUAGCACCAUGGAGGAGGUCAUCAAGUUUAAAAAACGCUUAUACAGUUACACCACAGAACAAGCCCACAAAAACAGAAUGAAAAGUCAGACCUGCCUGUAAAAAUACAACGAAAAUAAAUUAUUAAAAAUAAAGCAUUUGAGUAGAUUAAAAGAGUUUAAGCGAAAGAAAGCGGUCACAGACAAGUGUAAAACACAACAGAGUCUCUUACUGACUGCCAAGGAGUGGAUCCAUGGGUCGUUCUGAGGGGGUUUACAGUGUUGUCCUGAGAAGUGGGAGUCUUUCUAAGCUAAACACGAAAGUGUGAUCUAAAAUAAAAUUGAUAAGAUACAGAUCUGAAUACGUUCACAUCAUUUCAUUAGUAAUAUGCAUGUUUUUACAGUAUCUUCACUGCCGCUAAGCUUUCACACACUAUGUGGUCCGCACAGUAAAAUGCUUCUCAAGCACAGAGGUGAUUUUGUUUAGAUCGUAAGAAUCCAGCACUUCAAGGUCAGCUCAAGGGUGGAGAAAAAGGGAGGUUGUUUGAAAUUAAAGGUUAUUCAUUGCAACAGAACGCCCAAACUCUUGGCAGCGUGUUCCAGCUUUUGGAAAGCAUAAAAAAGCCUGCAGACAUAAUUUAAGAUUAGUCACAAUUUUGUUGCAAAAUAUACAAGGACUCUGCCUAGAGUUCAAUAUUCGUGCCAGGUU